Gadus macrocephalus (Pacific cod) is the source of this 3214-nucleotide messenger RNA. RefSeq names its product fibronectin type III and SPRY domain containing 1 (gene fsd1). The record is from RefSeq and is a predicted model, not a curated record. Bases 177 to 1661 code for a protein of 494 amino acids. NCBI's taxonomy places the organism in Eukaryota, Metazoa, Chordata, Actinopteri, Gadiformes, Gadidae. The transcript is spliced from 13 exons. Gene Ontology annotation, molecular function: protein binding.
CUACGGCCGCAUGCGCACAACGCACAACGGCCCAAGGCGUCGGUGAACGAAGAUGCAAUGUACUAUAGCAGCAUCAGUACCAGCAGAGAGGUGAAAAUAGACCGAAACAAGGGGACGUUGCAAAAGUGCCGAUUGUAGUUCUGGUGACUGUGCGACUAGUGAGCCGGAGCGCCAGGAUGGGGGAACAUAAGGAAUCUCUUCGUAAGAUCACGACCACACUGACGUUAAAGAAUGAGGAGAUUACGAACUUCAUCUGCAGCCUCAAACAGAGUCUGGAGAACUUGGAGGCCAACUCAGACCGUGUCCAUGGAGACCUGGAGUCUGAGUUCACCUCCCUCAACGCCGUCCUGGACCAGCUGAAGGACGGGAUGCUGACCCGCAUCAAACAGGAGCGCGCCAGCCGCACCUACGAGCUGCAGAGUCAGCUGAGUGCCUGCUCUAAGGCCCUAGAGAGCUCGGAGGAGCUGCUGGAUCUAGCCAAUCAGACGCUGUGUUCCUCCCAGACGGAGGGCUUCAUGCAGGCGGCCAAAGACAUUAAGGAUAGCGUCACAAUGGCCCCCGCCUUCCGCCUUUCCCUGAAGGCUAAGGCCAGUGACAACAUGAGCCACAUGAUGGUGGACUUCAGCCAGGAGCGGGAGAUGCUGCGGGGAAUCUCCUUCCUGCCAGUGCCCGCCACCCCGGAGAUCCAGGUGUCGGAGUGCCAGGUGUGCGACAACACGGUGAGCGUCUUGUGGACGCUGCAGGAGCCGGACAGCAAGAUCGACCACUACACGCUGGAGCACCGACGCACCAACCACGACGGGCCCCCCCGGCUGCGGGAGGAGUUCCCCUGGAUGGUGGUGGAGGGCAUCCGCCCGAUGGAGCACACGCUCACAGGGUUACGCUUCGACACGCGCUUCAUGACGUUCAGAGUGAAGGCGUGCAACAAGGCCGUGGCCGGGGAGUUCUCUGAACCCGUCACGCUGGAGACGCACGCCUUCCUGUUCAAACUGGACGCGGCGUCGGCCCACCAGAACCUGAAGGUGGAGGAGCUCAGCGUGGAGUGGGACAGUGUCGGCGGGAAGGUCCAGGAGAUCCGCAAGGACAAGAACCGCACCAACCAGUCGCCCAUGCACUCCCCGGCCAGGGUGUCCAUGAUGUCCCCCAAGAGGGUGCCCACCGUGAGGCCGGGCCGGGACCGGUUCACGGCCGAGUCCUACACGGUGUUGGCGGACACUGCGAUCGACGCCGGCCAGCAGUACUGGGAGGUGCGCUUCGACAAGGAGAGCAAGGCCUUCGCGGUGGGCGUGGCCCUGCGCAGCCUGGGCCGCUUCGACCAGCUGGGGAAGAGCGGAGCGUCCUGGUGCAUCCACCUCAACAACUGGCUGCAGCAGAGCCUCACGGCCAAGCACAACAACAAGGCUCGCACCCUGGACUGCGCCAUCCCGGACCGCAUAGGGGUGUACUGCAACUACGAGGAGGGGACCCUGUCCUUCUACAACGCCAAACUCAAGCAGCUGAUGCACACCUUCAGGACCAAGUUCACACAGCCCAUCAUCCCGGCCUUCAUGGUGUGGAACGGGACGUUCUCUGUGAAGACGGGACUGCAGGUGCCCAGCGUGGUGCAGAGCGGACAGAGGAAGAACAGCAACACCAGCAGCUCCAACGCCAGCCUCACCUAGGACGCCCCCACCCAUCACCACCCAUACACACAUCUCAUCAUCCAUCACCCUCCCAUCCAUCCACCGGCCCCCCCACCCACCCAUCCACCACCUAGCAGGGGGGGGGGGGGGCCCAGCUGGAGCCACCCGCUGCUUGACGUUACCUCUUGUCUGGCUGGUCGACUCUUGUGUUUUAUCCCUGGAAUCUGGAAGUUCAACAACAACUUGCUCUCUGUGGCCCAACCCGCCGUCUGUAGGCCUCUGGCUACGUGGGUGACUGAGUGUCCUCCGAACGGUCCGUGUCUCAUCGUAACACACUGAGUUUUAGUUCUGUAGCAGAAUGCAUUUAGAGCGCUGGCCGCCCCCCUCGUGUUCAUUUCCCGCCGCGGUUGUCAUGGAAUCAUACAGCCGGCUGUGUGUGUGCGAGUGUGUGCGUGUGCGCGCGUCUCCACGUCUGCAUGUGUCCAGCUGUUCGCGACCCUGUGCCUUUCUUUAAUCGUGUUCAAACUAAAAGGCCAAACUGAACAAUCCACAGCGCUUCUGCUCUCGCCCUAUCAGAAGCGGUGUACUUAACGUGUGUCCGUGUAGCUUGUGUGUGUGAUGUCACUUCCUCCUCAUUAUCAGGUACUGACACUUUAAAAAUCUCACAGUUCGGAACUCACUUCUGUAGUCAUCUCAGUAGUCAAGUCAUAGCAAAGAUAAACUCACCGACUUAUGUUAACCUAGUCUCAGCCUGCUUUUAGACACCGCGACUGUAGUUUAGCACUAAAGAAGGACCAUUUUAACUCCUUCACCAGCAACAUUUCAAUGGAGUCAGAAGCGAUCAGCUUGGCUGUGACACCACCUGGUUUCGUAUGAACGGUCCCACACUUUGCUUACAAACUAACUUGGUGUAAUCCCUCUUUCAAAGUUCUGUCUCCAGUCUGCAACGCUUUGACUACCGAGCUCUCAAAAGGACUCGACCAAAAACAGUGUUGCUACUUGUAGUAUAUGGUAUAUUAUUAUGUUAGUUGGUUAUAUCUGAAUAAAGACACAUUUAUUCAAAGCUUUUUGAAUUGACUUGCCUGCGUUCUAUACAUGUUAACCACCCUAAACAGUACUGUAACUUCAUGACUGUCCUCGUUACCGUAACGCUUUUAUGUCUGGAAGGCUAGAGGCAGUGGAUGCUGCGGACAUGAGAGACUGGCUUCAGUCUUGAAGAAAGGGAUACUAGUACCACAUUAGGUUCAGCUGAUGAAGUCAUUUCGUACCCUUGAGGCCCCAUGGGGCAGAAAGGGGUGAAUAUCUCGCUCUGGAAGCCGUUUACUAAGAUUAGAUUAUUUUCUUUAUUUGAAUUUAAUCGUGUAUCACUUGCCGUAGUGUAAUGUUGUUUUAUAUCACGUCGACUUCUCUCUACCAAUAUGGUUACCACCAUGGGGAAAACUAGCUUGCAAUGCUUUGACUGAAUCUUUAUUUUAACAUUCUUUUACAUUUUAAAGAACUUUUGCAACGUACUGUAAAUAGUCAAAAAGUAUAUACUAUAAUGUAUUAGUCACAUUGAGGAAAUAAAGGAAUAAAGCACUGUUGUUCUUGAA